Molecule: messenger RNA, 1044 nt
Organism: Engraulis encrasicolus (European anchovy)
Lineage: Eukaryota; Metazoa; Chordata; Actinopteri; Clupeiformes; Engraulidae
Gene: rom1a
Product: retinal outer segment membrane protein 1a
Exons: 4
Coding region: 1-1044 (347 amino acids)
Biological process (GO): visual perception
Cellular component (GO): plasma membrane
Source: RefSeq, a predicted model, not a curated record
AUGGCGUUGAUGAAGAUGAAGCUCUCCUUUGCCAGGAGGGUGAAGCUGGCCCAGAGCCUCUGGCUACUGUCCUGGAUCGCCACCCUGGCUGGCUCGGUCACCUUCUUCCUUGGCUGUUUCCUCAAAAUCGAGUUACGCAAACGGUCUGAGGUAAUGGCCAACACUGAUGUGUUCAUCGUACCUCACACCCUCAUGGUCGUGGGCCUGGGCAGCUUGGGCAUCAACUACUUUGCCGCCCGCAUCUGUCAAGACGCGCUGGACCCGGCUCGUUUCCCCACGUGGAAGACCUUCCUGAAGCCCUACUUUGCGUUCUCGAUGUUCAUUGCCACGCUGAUGUUCGUGGCCAUGCUGCUGAGCUUCAUCAUGAAGUUCUCCCUGCAGCCCUCUCUGGCGACCGGCCUGAGGAACGGCAUCCGCUACUACAAGGACACCGACACGCCGGGGCGCUGCUUCCAGAAGACCUCCAUCGAUCGGCUCCAGAUGGACUUCGAGUGCUGCGGGAACGACGACUUCCGGGAUUGGUUCGAGGUCCAGUGGGUCAGCAAUCGCUACCUGGACUUCACCCUGAAGGAAGUCAGAGAUCGGGUCAAGAGCAACAUCGAUGGCCGCUACCUGUUGGACAGUGUGCCGUUCAGCUGCUGCAACCCCAUGUCCCCGCGGCCCUGCAUCCACUCGCAGCUGACCAACAACUCGGCCCACUACAACUACGAGUACCAGGAGGAGGACCUCAACAUCUACCUCCGCGGCUGCAGGGAGGCGCUGUACAGCUACUACACCUGUCUGAUGAACGGCAUCGGGGCGGUGGUGCUCUCUGUGCUACUGGUUCAGGGCUCGGUGCUGGCGAGCCUGCGGUUCCUCCAGACGUCGUUGGAGGCCAUCGAGGGCCAGGAGAGCCAGGAGGAGCUGGAGUCGGAGGGCUACCUGCUGGAGAAGAGCGUGCAGGAGACUGUAAAGGAGUGGAUGGAACCCGUGCUCAAAUUCGUGCAGAGGAACCAGGUGGAGGAGGGCGCCGAGGGAGAGGGUGGAGAGGCGGCACCUGCUUGA